GAGCCGAGCACGGAAGAACCGAGCAGCCCUCUCGAGGCCACGAGUCCUGGUUCCAUCCUGCGCAACAACAACGGUGUGAAUGAAGCUUUAAGCGGAACCAGUCACGCUUCACGAUUCUCGAGCGCUCCUCCUCGUCCUCGUCGUCCUCGUCCUCUCUCUCUUCGCGAACCGUGCAUCGUGCCAUCGUCCUGUUAUCCUGCCGAGCAUAAGGACGGCCGCGCGCGCGCGUCCUCGCUCUACGCGAGAUCGGAGGAUCGCUGUUCGUCCUCUGGAUGCACGGAGAAUUAACGGUGACGUCUACGACAGCGAUGGAUCGCACGCAAUGGCGGCACCGGCAGUCGACAGAUGAAACUCGGCGAAAAAGGCCGCAGUUCUUGCGUUACAAGAAAAGAGUUCUCUCGGAAGAGAGGAACGAAGAGUGAAGGGUAGGAGAGGAAUAAGAGAGAAAGAAAGAGCAAGAAAGAAAGAAAGAGAGACGAAAAGAAAGAAAGAGAGAGAGAAAGAGAGAGAGAGAGAGAGGUGGUUUUUAAGAAGUGGAAGGAGAAGAAACGGAAGGAGAAGGAAACUAAACGCGAACGGGCUAUUACAUACAGAAGCGAUCGUUUCCGAUCUCGAAAAUAAUGGGUUGAACCCUCGCGUCGUUAAAUUCGCAAGAAAAAAAGAGAAAGGAAGAGAGAGAGAGAGAGAGAGAGAGAGAGAGAAAGAGAGAGGGAGAGAGAGAGAGAGACGGAGCGAGAGAAAACUAGAGGCUCGUUCAUCGACCAAGAGGAUGAUGAUCGCGACAAAAUGGUCCCGAGCGAAGAUGAUGCUGAGCGUCGUAAAAAGCGUCCCUAGCAACGUCGUUUUAUGGAUCUAUGCGAUAUAAAAAAAUAUAUAUAAUAUAUACGUAGAUCUAUACGAGUAAAUAAUUGCAUAUGUAUAUAUAUGUAUAUAUAUACAUAUAUGUAUAUAUAUAUAUAUAUGCAUAUGCAUACAUAUUCUUAUGGACAUACAACGAGAGAGAGAGAGAGAAAGAGAGAGAAGAGAGAAAAAGAGAGAAAGAAAGAGAGGAAUCCCUCAUCGUUUUUGAAUGAUGUGAUGUGUUGGUGACAAGUGUGGAUUUUUUCGUUUUGUUUUUGAUUUUUCUGUUAUAUAAACCUCACUGUGAUCAUAGAGAUCAUUAACACGUACAAAAUAAAAAAUAAAAAAAGAAAUAUCGUAGGAGAUCAUAUCGAGUCGGUAAAGUAUAUCGAAGGUAACUCCUGCAGAAAUCCGCUCUGAUGUGAUUCUCCGAACGGAGCGAUUUCUUUAUUUAUUUAUUUCUUUCAUUCUUUUCCGAACGAACGAAGGAACGUGCGCGCUCGACUUCCUCGGAUCCUCUUCGAUAUAUAUCUUCGUUGAUCUAUCGAGAAUGUUUAUCGAACUUCGUCGUCCCUAUCCACGAUUUCGAUUUUGAUACGAUUUUUUGUUACGUUUUAUUUUUUUGUUUGUUUUUUUUCGGUUUUUUUUUGCUCGCUCGCGUAUUCGGGAGGGUUUUACGAGGACAACAAGACGAGACGAAGUCGAAUCAUCUACGAUUCAAUGACCGGAGGGGUCUUAAAUUUCCAUCUGGACGAUAUGAAGAGGAGAAUCGAACGAAGAAGAGAGAAGGAUUGUCAGGAGUUGCAUACUUUGAGAUCGUUUUUCGAAGAGGAUACGAAAUCCUGUCGUCUUUGGUAAAGUGUUCCUUUCCUACAAAAGGAAUAAGUAUACUGGAAAGAAGAGAAAACAGAAGAAGUAAAUGGGAAAGAGAGAGACUAGAACGUAAACGUUGACGUACGAGAUAAGUCGAGGAUAAAAAGAAAGAAAAAGAAAGAGAGAGAGAGAGAGAGAGAGAGAGAGAGAGAGAGAAAGAGAGAAAAAGAGAGCGAGAGAGAAAGAAAGUAAGAGAGAAAGAAAGAAAAAGUCGCUAUAGUCUUUGUCAAGAGUGCCGCGAGAACGCGAAUGGUGAACGACGUGCCCGUUAGCGAGGUGCACCAUCGCCGGGCAGCAUCAUCAGUUUCCUUCGUACAAUGGACGUUUUCAAAAUCGACCAGUCCCUGAGCGCGGGUCUGGGUAGCGCCCCGGCGCCGGACACGCUCACUCCGGAAGUGUCCUUCGACGCCGGUAGCGAGUUCAAUUUAAGCUUCUUCGACGGUCCAGAGGAGAACAGCACUCAAGGAUUCAGCGAUCCUGGAUCGGUUGGGAGUGCGAGUGCCUCGCCACCUCCUGGUACACCAGGAACCAUCGCCGCUAAUCCACCGAACGCCGCGCUACCGAUAGUCCAGGUGCCUUCAGGCAUCGUCAUUAAGCAAGAGCAACAUUACGCGGCAGCCGAUUCCAACAGUUCGACGCCCGCUAAAAGUUUUGUACCUUGUAAAGUUUGCGGUGACAAGGCGAGCGGUUAUCACUACGGUGUUACUAGCUGCGAAGGGUGCAAGGGAUUCUUCAGAAGAAGCAUACAAAAGCAGAUAGAAUACAGGUGCCUGAGGGACGGCAAGUGUCUAGUGAUCAGAUUAAAUCGGAAUCGCUGCCAGUAUUGCAGAUUCAAGAAGUGCCUAGCUGUCGGCAUGUCCAGGGAUUCUGUCAGAUACGGCAGAGUGCCGAAACGUUCGCGAGAACGAGGCCCUGAAGAUUCCGUACCUACGACCACGACGACGACCACAUCGACGACUACAACUGGCGUGCAACAGCUCACGUCUUCCGCUGGCACUGGCAAUAACAACAAUAACAAUAACAAUAAUAAUAACAACAACAAUAACAACACAAGCAGUCAAAAUAAUAACAAUAAUAAUAAUAACAAUAACGGACAAGGAGGCAACGCCAUGCCAAGAAUACCUCCAUCAGCGGUCGCUGAAGCUGAUCAAUCCGACACGGACGUUAAGCAGUUGGCAGUCUACGAUGUUAUCCUUCAAGUGUCGCAAGCGCAUCACGCGCAUUGCGGUUUUACUGAGGAAUCCACGAGGGGUCUUAUACGAAAGCCCAUGAUAAUACCGGCGAGUGAUUCUUCGCAGCCGGCCAGCCCAGAAGAUCCAGAGGCGGCCUCCUCAACUGCGGAGACCGUUGAAUCGCAAAGAAUCUGGCUGUGGCAACAGUUCGCUACUAGAGUCACACCGUCGGUACAGAGGGUGGUAGAAUUUGCCAAGAGGGUUCCAGGAUUCUGUGAUCUCUCGCAGGACGAUCAACUCAUUCUUAUAAAGGUUGGCUUCUUCGAGGUCUGGCUUAGUCACAUUUCCAAGAUGACCACCGAUAGCUCGAUGACCUUCGAGGAUGGUACUUAUAUCACCAGGCAACAAAUGGAACUCAUGUAUGAGCCCGACUUCGUGGCCGCCUUGAUGCAAUUCACAUCAUCUUUAAACGCUCAUCAGCUGACAGACGCCGAAUUAGGUCUCUUUUCGGGUGCAGUGCUUCUCGGAGAAAGGGCUGGUCUUAACGACGUUAAAGCGGUCCAGAGGCUUCAGGAUCGUCUUUUGGAAGCUCUCAGAGUGCAAACUUCAAGAAAUCACAAUGGCACAGGUGGAGAAGCAACCUCGGCGUCUGGCUGUGCCAGCAUAUCUGGAGUUUCUCAGAGGAUACCGGAACUCAGGGCACUUGGUGCAAGGCACGCAAAUCUUUUAGAUUGGUUUAGGAGAAACUGGACAAAGCUGAAGCUGCCACCUCUCUUCGCCGAGAUCUUCGACAUUCCCAAGUGCGAGGAAGACCUGCAAUGAAGAGGAUGCGUAUCGAAACGGCACGGGUAUAUGAUUCCUGCCGGGAUAAAUCUAACUUUCCAGCGCUCAUCGCACAAAUAGAAAAUUCAGGAAACGUUCUCGAUUUCGCUGGUAGACGACAAUGACGUAUCGUUGGUACGAUGUGAGAUGCGAUCGAAGGGCUCAUCGAUUUUCCGCAUCUCAAUAGAUGGACCAGACCAUCUUUGGAAAGGAUCCUCCUGGUCUUUUCUUUUUAACGGAGGGUACGGAUUAGCAAUAAAAGCAAAACCAUUCUCGGUGUGGGCCAUAUAUGGGAAUGGAAAAUAUUCGUGUCGCUUUAUCGCGAUGGAUACAUAUAUAUCGGAACAAAUAUAAUGUAUAUAUAAAUCGCAUUUUAUUCGUGAUUUUAUGGGAGUCGUUUCGAUGGCGAGAAAGGCGUUUUAAAGUGGAAGUACAAGCAAUACAUAUACAAAGUUAUAUGCUAAAUCCGUGUAACGCUUUGUUACGUCGCUGAGAAAUGAUAGGAUGAAGAAGGAAAGAGAUCGUUUGAAUUCAAAGUAUAAAAAAAGUUGUACCUUUGACGAUACAUAUUGUAAUGACUCGAUAUUUCGCCCUUGGGAGCGCAAUUAAAUACUCAAUAUGUCGGUAUGAUAUUUCGCGUUAAAGUUAUUAUCGUGUAUGCCAUCGUCGCAAUAAGUGAUUCGAAAGUUUGUACGUUUUUGCAUUCGACAUGCGAGGAAAGCACAAAAAAAAAGAUAAUGCAAUCAAGUCCGCGGGUAAGCUUUCGGAGUCCGAUCGGUGUUCUUCUCGAAGUUUUAAGAAUUUUAGCGUAUAAUAAGGACUUUGAAAGUUUUGACGACAAAGGGGAACGUUAGACCUUAAGGAUAACGAAAUAUCGCGAUAUUAGUACAUAUUUGUAAAUUAUUCCGCGAAACACCGGCGAACGAAACACCAAAUUCAUAGACAUAUCGAAGAUGGAAUCAUAAAGUCGUCUAAAAAAAAUCUCUCUACGUUUUCUUGAUUAACCUUUUGUCUUUAAAGAUUUCAAAGUGACGUGUGUAACUAGACGGCAAUAUAAACGUUUGUAUGGAAGUACGCUAAAGUACGAAAUACUCCAGUUCAACAGCCGCAUAAGCGCAAGUAUGAAUUAUCCUAAAAGAAUGAAUUCAUAUUAGACGCAAAGAAUGAAUGAAUCUCACGUUAUAAGACUCGAAAGGAUAUUCUAUAUAGGGCGUACCACUCAAGGUAAUCUGCUACGAAUCUCAAUCUAUGCAAUCUCUAUUUUUAUUACUUGACAAGUAGUAUAGUGUGAAUUAUCUUUAUAUAUAUAUAUAAUAUAUAUAUAUAUAAUAUAUAUAUAUGUAUAUAUUCUAUAUAUAUGUGUAUAUAUAUAUAUAUAUACAUAUAUUGUGCUGACUUACUUCAGGGUAUUCCAUCAAACAGCCGAACGCUUAGAAUCAUUUUAUUCCUAAUAUCUUUUGUGAAAUAUUAUAUACACAAUUGCUCGAGCUGGUAAAAAGUCAUUUAAAAAAAAAAAAAAAAAAUACGUAUGGAACAAUAGCACAUUUAUCUAUGACGAGAUAACCGCCGAGCCAGAAACUAUCCAUCCACAAUCUGAGAUAUUGGUUUUACAAAAAUAAAGCAAGAGAGCCCUGAAGUGAGUGCAUUCAACUCUUCGAACUUUGAACACUAAUAAAUAACUCUCUGACAAUGACUAGGAUAUAAUGCGUAUCAAUAUGUAAUUAUUAUAAAUAAAUAAAUAAAUAAAUAAAUAAAUAAAUAAAUAUAUAUAUAUACAUAUAUAUAUAUAUCCAUCAGAGCCGAGGAAUGAGAAGAAAGAGCAAGUUUAUCGAUAGAAAAAUUAAUGUUUUAUCUAGCGCGUCGUACUUAAAUUAACAAAAUAUUAUAUCGAUACAUCGCUAUAUUGCUAAAGAAAACAAAAAAAAAUUAAGAUGAAUAGAAGAGUCUAUCUUCAUGAUAUUACAGGAAAGAUUCCAACUCUAAACGCUCACAUCAAGUUGUGAAUAAACAUAUCAUAUCUAAUUAAUAUAUUGAGAACAAAGAGGGAAUAUCAUAGUUUAAUAUAAGAAUGGAUCUAUAUAAAAAAUAUAUAUAUAUAUACAUACAAAAAUAUAUAUAUGAAGAUUAUAAAUCUAUAUGCGGAAGAAAUAGAAUUAUUAUUACGUGUUACGUCGAACGAGCGUAGAUCUAUCGUGGUAGCAUACUUCGGCAGCUAUUAAGUCGAUCGUUAUUCACUAAUUCUAUCUAUCUCUCUCUAUCUCUUUUUCCUAAUUCUAAUCACAGUCGUCGUAGUUAAGAAUCGAAAAUUCUUUAACCGAAUUAGGAUCUACCAGAGCAGAGAUCUGCGCAAGGAUCGUCGAAUUAUCUAACGUGCGCAAAUCGUUGGAAAAGAUAAAUUGCUGAAUUGCUGAUCAUACGUUUUUUAUUAUAAUUCGUCUAUGAGACUUAGUUCAUUUUAUUUUUACAUUUUUUUUGUUUUGUUUUCUUUUUUUUUUUUUAAGACAAAUCACAGAAGGAAAAUUUCAAUGAAUCACGCUUCGAGUAGCUGAUACGAUUAUUAUAAUAUUAUUAUUAAAAAAUUGAGAUUUUCCUUCUCCUUCCUUGUGCACGAUCAGAAUUGUUUUAUUUUCUAAAUUUCUAGUCGCUGGGUUCUUUUUUAUUUUUUCAUUAACCGAGCCCUCGAGAUCAAGAAUUAUGAUACUCUCGUGAAUAUAUUGGAGAACACGCGAUUAAAACGGCCAAAUAUACUUAACGUUGGUAUAACUAUUAUGAUAUAUUAUUGAUGGUGUCCAGCAAUCGCUUUAAAAAGUGUUUUUAUCAUACUCGAGCAGAAAUGUCUUAGUAAUAAUAUUCACAGAACCGCGUCGAAUAGUUUUCCUUUCUUUUUCUUUUUUUAUCUUCGUGUUUCGACUUAAAAUAAAAAAUCUCUAAUACGGCUUGUUUCUCGACUCGUUACGAAGAAACUACUAGAGAUUAAUUUCUUUCUUUUCUAUCGUUCUUGAUCAGCCUUAAAGAUUUCGGUCAUGGUGCUAUAAUGUUUGUAAAUACAUUAAUGAAAAUCAUAAUCAAUAUUAAGAAUACAACUAUUGAUUAUUAUUGCGUCAUAUUAUUAUUGACAUUAUUUUAGUAGUAUUGCUACUAUUAUUGACAUUAUUAUUAUGAUAUUUUAUUAUUAUUACAAUUAUUAUUAUUAUUAUAUUAUUAGCACUUUACCGUCGUCGUCAUCGUCAUCGUCAUCAUCAUCAUCCUCGUCAUUUGUACUAUAGCCAUAAUAAUAGUAAUAAUUGCAUUAUCAUUAUUAUUGUUAUUCUCAUUACGCGUAUAACACUUUGUUAGGAAGAGAAGACAUCUCUGGAACAAGUUCGAGAAAAGAGAAAAGAAAAAAAAAACUCAAGCGUAACCCCUUCCAUAUAAUAGAGAGAGAGAACUACGGCGAUUAUAUUAGUUUCAUUUAAUAUUAUCUCUGUGUAAAGUUAUAGAUAAACGAAUGCUUAAGCGUACAUCGCGUUUCGUCACAUAGCACACACUAUACAUCUAUAACCUUCUUUUUUAAUAUAAAUGAAAUGUCAGCUAUACGAUAAUUACACGUACAUAAUAUUAUAUCAUGAUGACGAUCAUGAUGCUGGAUGGCGUGCCAAGCGAGACGGGAAUUGUUUCUUAACAAAAAAAAAUUAUAUAUAUAUAUAUAUAUAUAUAUAUAUAUAUAUGAAUAUAUAUAAAUAUUACAUAUUACAUAUGUGUAAAAUAAUAUAAAACGACGAUAAAACGAUAUUAAGAAUUAAUAAGUACGACAAAAUGACUGCUCUAUACUGCUAAAGUACAAAUGUUUCAUUUAAUUGUUUUCUUUUUUAAGAAUAUCGAUUUGUUAGAGAUUAAGUUAAAAGCACGUGAUCGUAAAAAGAAGGCAACGAUCAAUGUGCACGUUGUAUGUAUACUUGUAUUUAUUUGUUAAUCCGAGAUGCGUGACGUGUAUAUGUGCGUUACGAUUAUUAUUAUUAUUUUUAUUAUUAUUAUUAUUAUUAAUAUUAUUAAUAUUAUUAAUAUUAUUAUAUUAUAUUAUUAUUAUUAUAUAUAUAUAUUAUAUAUAUAUAUACACAUAACACACACUUUCUCACAUACACGUACGCUCUUCACUGUACUUAAUUAUACGAUAAAUUACCUGAGUACAUCGGCGUGCAUGAAAUCCGUAAAAAAAGAAUUGUUCGAUCCCUGAUUAUUGCUCCACGUCCAUUUUCGUAGGACGUAACGAAAUAAGAGUUCGUUUAAUAGAGAAACCAUCUCAUUGCUGUUAGAUCAUUGUAUCUAAAAUUUAUGAGCGAUUAUUACUUCAAAUUACUACAUGUUCUUUUUCUUUUUUCUUUUUUUCUUUUUCGAUUCUUUCUUCUUUUCAAAGUACCGAAAUUUUAUCUUCAUUUCAAUCGAAAAAGUAUCCUCUAUUAGAGACACGAACAAUGAUGAGAUAAAGUAAAUACAAAUUUAUUUUACAUAUACUUAUAUAAUAUCCUUGCACAAAAUCGACCAACGAAAAUGCAACCCCGCGUAGGACUGAUCGUUAUCAGCAUAUUCCUAUCACAUAAAGUUUAUAUAAGCAGUACUGGAAAUGUGAAAAAAAAAAUUGAUGAUAAUGAGAUGCCUCGAGAAUGGACGAUGUAAAACCAAAGCUGAAUUAUUUAUCGCUAACCGUGUUAUCAUCGUGGGAAAAACAGUAUAAAAUUUGGAAAUAAUCCGUGUAAAUCAUUCGUCGGACACGUUAUGUGGAGAGAGAGUUGGGGCAAGAUGAUAACCUGUAAGAAUUGAGACACAUAGAAAAAUCAAUGUUAUAUUAAAAAUCAUUUCCUAUGGUAAAAAAAAGAAAGUACAUACAUACAUACAUAUAUACAUGCAUACAUACAUACAUAUUACAAGUAUAUCAGUUACGCAGUUUAACACGAUAAUCGAGUUAAAACAAAAAAAAAAAAAGGAAAGAAAAGAAGAGAAAUCACAAAGAAACAAAUAAAAAGAAAGAAGAUUCGAAAUACUUGUGUCCCUGGUAGGACAAUCGUAUUCAGGAGUUCCUAAAGUCACGAUUUCUUAGAUAAGCAUGCAACUUGAUCAUUUUUUAAUCGACCUUCCUCUUUCUUCCUAUCAUAAAAUCUUUAUUAUCACUAAACAUGCACUAUUACAUGACUUCUAUCGAGCAAACAUAUUCUUGAGAAAAGAAGUACAUACACGAGGUGUCUUUGGGAUCUCCUGAAAUGUGUUUUAUUAUUAUAAAACAUCGGCGAAUUUGAAUUCGUAGGCAUGAUCUUGCUUUGAGAAUGGUCUCCUCGAACUCGAUUCUUCGAUUAGAUAGGUAAAAUAAAAGAAAAAAAAAAGAAAGAUAAAAAUAAAAAAUCGAGCCGAGACAAUCGGAGCGGAGUGCGCAAGAGUAAAUGUAAUUUCGAAUUUAACUGGUGUAAUAUCCUACGUACAUACAUACAUAUAUACAUACAUACAUGCAUACAUGCAUACAUGCAUAGAUGAAUACAUACAUACAUACAAACAUACAUAUGAUAUAUUAAAAUAGGCAGCAAUGGUAGAACGGUAGAAAUGUAAUUAUCUUGAGAGGGAGAUCAUGUGGGCGUACCUAAUAGAAUAAAAAAAAAAAGCUCGUAGAUAGGGAAUGCUAGAUUUCUCGAUCGUUGACGUUUAUCCUCUUCUUUCUCCCUUUUCGUCUCUUCGUCCGUCGUGUUCGAUGGUUUCACCUGUAAUAAUAACGUAAAAACGUUUCAAAAAAAGAUCGAAGAGAGCUCGAUUAAAUUCGAGAAAAGAAACGAUACUUGGUGCCAACUAUUUAUUAUAAUAAAUUAAUUAAUUAUUAAAAUAACGAUUAAAGUAAGAAACUUUACUUGAAAGUAGGUGACGACGUCGUGACGAAUGAUCCGAAAAGGCGACGAAAGGAUCUUUCCAUGGUUUUUAUUCGUAGUCGCGUUUUAUUAAACUAUCUCUCCUUUUAAGGAUCUAUCGAUGUUCGAUCUUUCGUGGGAUCUAAAAUCCGAACGAAAAAAAAAAAGAAAAAAAAAUGAAAAGUAAAAAAGAAAAGAAAAACAUACAUGUAUAAAUUAAAUCAUAAAUUUUGCCUCCGAGAGGAUAGCAUGGCAAUACGAGAGAAGCGACGACGAAAAAAGAGAAAUAAAAAAGAGAAAAGGAACAAAAAAAAAUAAUAAUAAUAAUAAAAUAAAGAGAACAAUUUACACGUAUAUAUACCUAUAUAUAUAAAGAUAUAUGUAUAUAUACAUACGCUGUUUCAUACCGUCGCUGCUUUCAGUUUUUAAUCGAAAUAUUAUAAAAUAAUAAUAAAAAGAGAGAAAAAAAUGCAGUGGUCUACGAUACACUAUAUGAUGUAUGUAUAUCCUAUUUCAAAAUAUUUAAACUAAACGUGCAGAUUACUAGAAAUUUUAUAUUUUUUAAUCGAGACGCGCCAACGCCGACACGUCCUCGCGCUCGUUAUUUUUUUAAAAGAAAACACCAACGCCGAAGUUGUUACAUAUCAUUGUUAAGUUACUUGUAUGUAUAAAAACAUACAUACAUACAUACAUACAUACAUGCAUACAUAUAUACAUAAUACGUACGAUGAGAAAGACGAAGCGCAUUCGAUCGAACAAGAAAAAAUAAAUCACAUUUUUUCUUCUCUCUUGGAAACGAACAAUUAAAAGAAAAGAAGCUUCGUUCGAUCCGUUUGGAAACAUAUAAAAAAUACCAUAAAAAAAUACCGUAAGAACAUAUAAGACGAAACGUGAUUGGCAGCUUUAUUUGUCCGUCUUAAAGGCGUGAAAAUGUUAUAAUUUAUCAUAUUUUUCAUCGUGAUCUCUUUUAUGUUUAGCGUCAACGACUCUCUCACGAUCGCCUACUCGUUAUGCAUGCUAAUAAAUGUGAGAUUGUUGAUGUGCGUCGCUUGUCUGCGUUUAAACAAAAAAAUGAUAAUCGUAUUUUCGAAUGUUCGACACACAUCUACGUUCCAUUAAAAAAAAAAAAAGAAAAAAAAAAAAGAAAUUAAAAAAAAUAAUAAUAA
Molecule: messenger RNA, 10737 nt
Organism: Vespula vulgaris
Lineage: Eukaryota; Metazoa; Arthropoda; Insecta; Hymenoptera; Vespidae
Gene: Eip78C
Product: ecdysone-induced protein 78C
Exons: 9
Coding region: 2031-3707 (558 amino acids)
Biological process (GO): regulation of DNA-templated transcription
Molecular function (GO): sequence-specific DNA binding; DNA-binding transcription factor activity; zinc ion binding
Source: RefSeq, a predicted model, not a curated record